AUGUCUGAUCUCACCGAAUCUACCAACCGCUUUACUGGGAAUGUGCGGCAGACCGAAGCCCCAAACGAAAAAAUGCUGCGAAUCAAGGUGAGUGCACUGAAGCGCACUAUCAAGGAUUUGGAGUUUGCGAAGCGAGAAGUGGAGCAGGAGCUGCAGCGCCUCGACAACCUGCGCCAAAAUGAUCCCGACCGUGUUUCUCAACAGACGCAAGUUGUCGACGAGGCUAAAAUGAUGGUACCUCACUCUGUGAACCGGAUUAUGGCGUUAGUGAAGGACCUCUCCGACUAUCUGGAGAAGGAGGGAUCUACUGUGUCAAGCGAACUAUUGGAUUUGGCUCGUGCUACCAUGGCUGAUGGCCAAGCGGCUGUUUCGUAA
Molecule: messenger RNA, 375 nt
Organism: Leishmania braziliensis MHOM/BR/75/M2904
Lineage: Eukaryota; Euglenozoa; Kinetoplastea; Trypanosomatida; Trypanosomatidae
Product: tubulin binding cofactor A-like protein
Exons: 1
Coding region: 1-375 (124 amino acids)
Biological process (GO): post-chaperonin tubulin folding pathway; tubulin complex assembly
Cellular component (GO): microtubule cytoskeleton; cytosol
Molecular function (GO): beta-tubulin binding
Source: RefSeq, a predicted model, not a curated record